AUAAAAUGUUCCAGUCAGAUGAUGCGAACAUAUGUUACAGUCAAUUAACCUUCACGGAUUAAUCGACUGUAGCAUAGGAGUGAAAUAUAGUACAUAGUCGGCAAUGUACUAUAUACAUAUUAUUAGAUCAUUGGUGAAUGUACAUUAUUGGAGCCAGAGUUCUAGUCCCAGGCAAUAUAUGUAGAUCUCCAAUCGCAGAAGGAGUUUUCCAACAUAUCACUAAAGAAAAAGGAUUGAGUUCCCAAUGGAUGGUAGACAGUGCGGCAGUUGCAGGUUACCAUAUCGGAAAAUCUCCCGAUCACAGAGCCCUUCUAACAAUGAAAAAUCAGGGGAUAUCAUAUAAUAAUAAAGCUCGUCAGGUCAGUCAAAAAGAUUUCGAAACUUUUGAUUUCAUCUUUGGCAUGGAUGAAGAAAAUAUUUCAGAUUUGAAAGGAAUGGCGAAUCAAAAUCCAAACUGCAAAGCCACAAUUGGUCUCCUUGGCGAUUAUGAUCCAGAAGGAGAACGAAUCAUUAGAGAUCCUUAUUAUGAUUCUGGUGCUGAAGGUUUCAAGAAAUGUUACCAACAAUGCUUGAGAUCUUGUACAGCAUUUCUUGAGCAACAUUCAUGAGAGUUUCAUACUUUUGAAUUUAGAUUGAAUGGAAGCAAAAGUUUUGUAAAAUGGUAAACUAAUAAAAAAUAUGCAAAAUCUU
Messenger RNA from Harmonia axyridis, 690 nucleotides. RefSeq names its product low molecular weight phosphotyrosine protein phosphatase-like. Gene Ontology annotation, molecular function: acid phosphatase activity; non-membrane spanning protein tyrosine phosphatase activity. The transcript has 4 exons. Gene Ontology annotation, cellular component: cytoplasm. Lineage: Eukaryota; Metazoa; Arthropoda; Insecta; Coleoptera; Coccinellidae. Gene Ontology annotation, biological process: protein dephosphorylation. The record is from RefSeq and is a predicted model, not a curated record. The coding region runs from base 138 to 608 and encodes 156 amino acids.